UUUCUCUUAAACGCUUCAGCUGGCUUUAGUGUGCUCUAUAGACGGACGGAUUUCCUUAUCUCUCGUAUAAAAAGAAGUCUUUCUAGAUAUCUCCUUAUCUAAUACUAGAAUAGACAGGAUGGCUCCGACAACGCUCGCCGACGCCUUCUCUCCCAUCUCCUCCUCGACCGCCGUCAUCGUACCCGGAUCGCCUGCGCUCGAGGUCUCUUACGAGAAGCUCACCACCGACGUGAAGGCAUUCCAGGCGCAACUGGCCAAGGUUGGCGUGUCUGCGCAAGCAGCUGUCUCCAUUGCGCUCCCCAACACAUACGAGUUCAUCGUGUCCUUCAUUGCCGCAUCGUGGCAAAGAGCAAUCGCAGCUCCCCUGAACCCAGCGUACAAGCAGUCUGAGUUCGAGUUCUACAUCGAUGACCUUAGCUCGGCCAUUGCUUUAGUCCCAAAGGGUGCGUUCGCGCAGGAUGCGGCCGCUGUGAGGGCGGCGAGGAAGUACCAGGCAGCGAUUGCUGAGUGCUACUACAACGGAAAGGAGGUUGUUCUGGAUGUGAAGGAGACUGGAAAGCUGGCUGGCAAGAGUUCGCCAGUUCUGUCUGCGCAGCCAGACGAUGUAGCCCUCGUACUACACACUAGUGGUACCACCGGACGCCCCAAGGCAGUGCCACUUACGCACCGCAACCUCCUGCGCACCAUGCAGAACAUCCAGGGAACCUAUGAUCUGACACAUGAGGACCGCACCAUGCUCGUUAUGCCCCUCUUCCACGUGCAUGGCCUGCUUGCUGGUUUCCUUGCACCGUUGGCUUCUGGAGGUUCAGUUGUUGUGCCACCGAAGUUCUCCGCAUCCGAGUUCUGGAAGGACUUCAAGACACACAAGGCCAACUGGUACACAGCUGUACCUACGAUCCAUCAGAUCUUGCUGAAGAGCCCUGUCCCAAGUCCGGUACCCGCAAUUCGCUUCAUCCGAUCAUGCUCGUCUCCCCUCUCGCCGAAGACUUUCCAUGAGAUUGAGAAAGCCUUCAAGGCCCCUGUACUGGAGGCUUACGCAAUGACCGAAGCCGCGCACCAGAUGACGAGUAACCCUCUGCCUCCCGGUCAGCGCAAGCCAGGCAGUGUGGGCCUUGGUCAAGGCGUCGAGGUUAAGAUCCUGGACGACACGGGUAACGAGGUCCCCCAGGGUAAGGAGGCUGAGAUCUGCAUCCGCGGUGAGAAUGUCACCAAGGGCUACCUGAACAACCCAACCGCAAACGCCUCAUCUUUCACCAAGGAAGGCUUCUUCCGCACUGGUGACCAGGGCAAGCAGGAUGAAGAUGGCUACGUAAUCAUCACUGGUCGCAUCAAGGAGCUGAUCAACAAGGGUGGAGAGAAGAUCAGCCCAAUUGAGCUUGACAACGUGAUUGCGCAACACUCUGCCGUGUCGGAGGCUGUCAGCUUCGCGCUAGAGGACGAGAUGUACGGACAAGACGUCGGCCUUGCAGUCGUCGUCAAGGAAGGCCAGAAGCUGUCCGCGGGCGACCUGAAGAUAUGGCUGACCGAUCGCGUCGCCAAGUUCAAGCUGCCAAAACAGGUCUUUUUCACCGACAUCAUGCCCAAGACGGCAACUGGCAAGAUUCAGCGACGCCUUGUCGCAGAGGCCAUGCUCAAGCAGCCCAAGGCCAAGAUCUGAACAUCUCGUCGCGCCUGCAGAUGCCGCUCCUGUACAAUUAGCAUGUUGCUUCUUCCCGGCAAUCCGGCGUUCUCUUCGAGUAGAUGUGGAUGUUGUUGUCGCACGAACGAAAUGAAUCAGCAACGCCGACCCCGCCUUUCUCACACUUGUCUUCCGAGCGGAUCGCGCAACUCUUCAGGGUCCAGCUUGGCGCUCGCUUCUGACUCGCGCAGCCCCAUCUUCAAUGCUAAUCCUCCGUUGCCCGUGACCUUUAGACACAUUGUCGCCAAUCUCCGGGCGCAGCCGGAC
Macroventuria anomochaeta is the source of this 1945-nucleotide messenger RNA. RefSeq names its product acetyl-CoA synthetase-like protein. Lineage: Eukaryota; Fungi; Ascomycota; Dothideomycetes; Pleosporales; Didymellaceae. The record is from RefSeq and is a predicted model, not a curated record. Bases 119 to 1657 code for a protein of 512 amino acids. The transcript is spliced from 3 exons. Gene Ontology annotation, biological process: fatty acid metabolic process. Gene Ontology annotation, molecular function: medium-chain fatty acid-CoA ligase activity.